This is a messenger RNA of Anopheles funestus (African malaria mosquito), 1817 nucleotides long. It is a transcript of the gene UQCR-C1, whose product is annotated as mitochondrial-processing peptidase subunit beta. Gene Ontology annotation, molecular function: metal ion binding; metalloendopeptidase activity. Gene Ontology annotation, cellular component: mitochondrion. The record is from RefSeq and is a predicted model, not a curated record. The transcript has 3 exons. Lineage: Eukaryota; Metazoa; Arthropoda; Insecta; Diptera; Culicidae. The coding region runs from base 116 to 1540 and encodes 474 amino acids.
UAAAUAGAAUAAAUUUGCACUUCCUACAGAACGAGCGAAAGAACCGGAGCUAUUUUCCAACUUUUCACGUUCGAUACUUCUCUGCCCAAUCUACUGUACGGUUCAGCUGAAAACAAUGGCAUCGUUGUUGAAAAUUUCAGCUGGCCUGCGGGCGUAUAGCCGCAGCCAUCAGCUGUUGUUGCGGCGCACCAAGGUCUCGAAUGCUGCCGAAUUCCGUGCCGCUCUGGUCAAUGUGCCACCGACGGAGGUUACGACGCUUGGAAGUGGACUGCGUGUCGCUAGCGAAGAUUCCGGUUCACAAACGGCCACCGUAGGUCUGUGGAUUGAUGCCGGCUCCCGGUAUGAGGAUAACAGCAACAAUGGGGUGGCACACUUCCUGGAGCAUAUGGCGUUCAAGGGUACGGCCAAGCGUUCCCAAACCGAUCUGGAACUGGAGGUAGAAAACAUGGGUGCCCACCUAAACGCAUAUACAUCCCGCGAACAGACUGUGUUCUACGCCAAAUGCCUUUCCAAAGAUAUAUCGAAAGCCGUCGAAAUUUUGUCCGACAUUAUCCAGAACUCGAAGCUCGGCGAGUCGGAGAUCGAACGUGAGCGCGGAGUAAUCCUGCGGGAGAUGCAAGAGGUCGAAAGCAACCUUCAGGAGGUAGUGUUCGAUCAUCUGCAUGCGACCGCAUAUCAAGCCACGCCGCUCGGUAACACCAUCCUCGGACCGACCAAGAACAUCCAAUCCAUCGGCAAGUCGGACCUGCAGCAGUACAUCGACUCACACUACAAGGCGCCACGUAUCGUGCUGGCAGCAGCCGGUGGUGUCCGUCACGAUGAUCUGGUACGUUUGGCCGAACAGAACUUGGGCAAGGUGAGCUCCGCCGUAGAUAGCAAGGCAGCGGGAUUAGCUGCGUGCCGUUUUACUGGUUCGGAAGUGCGUGUGCGCGACGACUCCCUACCACUUGCUCAUGUUGCGAUUGCUGUCGAAGGUUGUGGCUGGACCGAUCAGGACAAUGUGCCGCUGAUGGUGGCCAACACGCUGAUUGGCGCGUGGGAUCGCUCGCAGGGUGGCGGUGCAAAUAAUGCAUCCAAGUUGGCUGUUGCCUCGGCAACUGAUGGGCUAUGCCAUAGCUUCCAGUCGUUCAACACCUGCUACAAGGACACCGGUCUGUGGGGCAUAUACUUCGUGUGCGACCCGCUCAAGUGCGAAGACAUGCUGUUCAAUGUGCAGAACGAAUGGAUGCGCCUCUGCACGAUGGUGACGGAGGGUGAAGUUGAACGGGCCAAGAACUUGCUGAAGACGAACAUGCUGUUGCAGCUGGAUGGCACUACGCCCAUCUGUGAGGAUAUUGGCCGUCAAAUGCUUUGCUACAAUCGCCGCAUUCCGCUGCACGAGCUGGAGCAAAGAAUUGAUAGCGUUACAGCCCAAAAUGUGCGUGAUGUAGCAAUGAAGUACAUUUUUGACCGCUGCCCAGCUGUAGCUGCCGUAGGACCGGUUGAAAACCUGCCUGACUAUAUGCGCAUCCGUUCGUCCAUGUACUGGACCCGCCUGUAGGAUGAUUACGUAUAACCAGUCCACAACAUUUGGCGAUUAGGAACCGGCGCCGGAUUGCGCAAACGAAAAGAGACUCCAACGAAAUGUAAUCACAUCUGAUCUAGAUGUGACUCACAUUGUUGGACCGACUUGGAAUGCUUUUUCCACAACGCUCCAAUAACCGCCGUACUAGAACAAUUACCAUACGACGCUUUCAAUUGUUUCCUUUGAUUGUACAGAUAGUCCAAAUGGAUUUAAAAGAAACGCUAAAUUAAAAAUUAAAUAAAUUAAAAACUCA